Messenger RNA from Hemicordylus capensis (graceful crag lizard), 5288 nucleotides. RefSeq names its product sterile alpha motif domain containing 4B (gene SAMD4B). Gene Ontology annotation, molecular function: mRNA binding; translation repressor activity; protein binding. Bases 438 to 2501 code for a protein of 687 amino acids. Gene Ontology annotation, cellular component: P-body. Lineage: Eukaryota; Metazoa; Chordata; Lepidosauria; Squamata; Cordylidae. The record is from RefSeq and is a predicted model, not a curated record. Gene Ontology annotation, biological process: nuclear-transcribed mRNA poly(A) tail shortening; regulation of mRNA stability; negative regulation of translation. The transcript has 13 exons.
GAGGGGCGGAGAGGGCCAGGCGCGUGCGUGGCCGCGUCGUGCGCUGACGCGAGCCGUGCGUUGUGACGUCGCGCGCCGCCCUCAGGAGUGUGUGUGGUGGCUGGAGCGGUGUGUGUCUGCCUGCUCGCCCGCCCGUGACUGGCUCUGGCGGGGGCUGGAGUGGGCCGCGGUGACGGGGAAUCUGAACCUCCCUGCUAAAGAGGAACAACCCAAAAAGGUGUAAAGAGAGAGCCAGCCCUUUGCAACAGCAAAGCCUCCCUUUCCAUGCCAUCUUGUUCGUUUAUUGACGGGAAAAUAGGCGUUUUGGUUGGCACCCUUGUGCUGGACUCCCAGACUUGAAGUUGAAACCAUGUGAGGGGUGUUCCCCUCCCCACUGUGAUUCUUUUGACUCCCCUGGUUGUGGGCAAGUUGCUGUUGAGCCCAAGGUGCUAGCCACCAUGAUGUUCCGGGACCAGGUGGGCAUCCUUGCUGGCUGGUUCAAAGGCUGGAAUGAAUGUGAGCAGACAGUAGCCCUGCUGUCCCUCCUCAAGCGCAUCUCUCGCACCCAAGCUCGCUUUCUGCAGCUGUGCCUGGAGCACUCGCUGGCUGACUGCACCGAGAUCCAUGUCCUGGAGUCUGAGGCCAAUAGUGCAGCCAUCAUCAGUCAGUGGCACCAAGAGCCAAAGGACAAAGUCGUCUCCCUGCUCCUCUCCCACCUGCCCCUUCUCCAGCCUGGCAAUGCGGAUGCCAAGUCAGAGUACAUGAAGCUCUUGCAGAAGGUGCUGGCUUACUCCAUCGAGAGCAACCUUUUCAUUGAGGAGAGCAGGCAGCUUCUCUCCUACGCGCUCAUCCAUCCAGCCACCACACUGGACGACCGCAACUCCUUGGCCCUUUGGCUCAACCACCUCGAGGAACGCCUCUCCAGCGGCUACUCCGGCCAAGGCAGGGGCCGAUCCGACACAGCCUACCACUCGCGACAAGGUUCGGAUGAGUGGCAAGGUCCGGUGGAUGCUGGCCUUGGGGACCUGGGACACAGCUGGCAGGAGAAGCCGCCUCGGGAAAAUGGACACAUGUCCUUCCACUCCUCUGGCUCGGUGCCAUCGGCCAUCAACAGUAUUGGGAGCAACGCAAACACAGCUCUCCCCUGCCAAAUCCACCCCAGCCCGCUGAAGCGCUCCAUGUCCCUCAUCCCCACCAGCCAGCAGGUCCCCAGUGAGUGGAUGAGUGUGGAUGAGAUGGGUGCCCGGCCAGCCUUCAUCCCCAGCGGAGAGCACGCACCCCUCUCGCCCCAGAGCAGCGUGGCCUCCUCAGGCAGCGAGCAGACGGAGGAGCAAUCCGGCAGUCGCAACACCUUCCAGGAGGAUGGCAGUGGCAUGAAAGAUGUUCCCUCAUGGCUGAAGAGCCUCCGCCUCCACAAAUAUGCAGCCCUCUUCUCCCAAAUGACCUAUGAAGAGAUGAUGACCCUCACAGAGCAGCACCUAGAAUCGCAGAAUGUGACCAAAGGAGCAAGGCACAAAAUAGCCUUGAGUAUCCAGAAGCUGCGGGAAAGACAGAGUGUCCUGAAGUCUCUGGAGAAGGAUGUCCUAGAAGGCGGGAACUUGUGGAAUGCCCUCCAGGAACUGCAGCAGAUCAUCAUCACGCCCAUCAAGGCCUUCCAUGCCCUGCAGGCUACAGUCGCAUCCAAGGAGGGCCAGCAGCUGGGGGCUGAGCAGCGCGGUGCUCCCAAGCUGGGCCUGGACAAGACCAGCAACGGUGCUGAGGACAAGGCACCAACGGCUGACACCUUCCCACCCCCAUCAGGCUCACCGUGCGAUGGGGAGUCAGGAGCAGCACCUGUCGCCGAAGGGGACAUCGCAGGACAGUUCACCCGGGUGAUGGGCAAAGUGUGUACGCAGUUGCUGGUGUCCCGGCCAGAUGAGGAGAACAUCACCAGUUACCUCCAGCUGAUAGAGAAGUGCCUGAUGCACGAGGCCUUCACAGAGACACAGAAAAAGAGGCUCUUGUCCUGGAAGCAGCAAGUGCUGAAGCUACUCCGGACAUUUCCGAGGAAGGCCGUGCUGGAUAUUGGUUACCGCCCACAGAAGGGAUGGGCCUUUGGUUCCAACUCUCUCCCCAUAGCUGGAUCUGUGGGGGUGGGGGUGGCGCGCAGAGGACAGCGGCAGUUCCAGAUGCCUCCUCGUGCCAUUCCUCCAAGCCGCAUGGGGAUCCUGAGUCCUGCGGGGAUCGGUGGCGUCUCCCCUCGGCAUGCUCUGGCCAGUCCAAACCUGGGGAGCCAAGGACGGCAGAAUCUGUGGUUUGCCAACCCUGGGGGCAGUAACAGCAUGCCCGGUCAGAGCCGAAGUUCGGUCCAGCGAACCCAUUCGCUCCCUGUCCACACAUCCCCACAGGCCAUCCUCAUGUUCCCACAAGAUUGCCAGCUCCCUGGAACAGACCUGGAGAUCAAUCCCACGCUGGAGUCGCUGUGCCUCAGCAUGACGGAGCACGCGCUGGGCGAUGGCACCGACAAAACUUCCACCAUCUGAAAGAAGCUGAAUCUGCUGGUUUUCCUGAGAAGCUUUCGGUGGCUGUUUUUUUUUUAAUUUUAUUUUUUCCCUUUUUUGUGUUAGCCCCUUUUCCCUUAGGGGUGUGUUGCUGUGAGGGUGGGUGAAUCACUUUUCCCCCUGCCCCUCUCCAAACCACCUCCGGCAUUCCCCAGCAGCCGGAGAUACCAGGGGAGAAAAAGCUGUCACUACAAUCUUACCAUCUUAUUGUGUUCUAAUAUUUUUCUACUUUUUAUUAUUAUUAUAACUUCAGCUAUUGGUUUAAUAUUUUGAUGUACACGGGAGUUGGCAGAGACUCCCGGAAAGAUUCAACAUUCAAAGGCAGGAGGCAGAGUUGUUUGGGCCAUACGAUUCCCUUUCCUGUUGGACGUUGCUCCCUGCACGUAUAUGAAGGACAGGGGGAACCUUGAAGCCAAGAGAGGGGAGGCAAGAAGCAGGCAGCUGAGCUCUCCCACCUUGGCAGACUGGGGAGGGCCCUGGAACCGAACAUCCCCUCAGCACUGGGACACAGGAGGGCACGUUGGGAUUAACCAGGCGAGCUGGUUCCGUCUGGACUAACCCAGCUGCUGGCUCCCUGUACCUGACCUUGGAGGGGAAGGGGCCAUGGGGUGGGUGGGGAGAUGGUCCUGCAGAUGACUGAAAGAGUUUUAAAAGUGCCUCUAAUGCUUCCUCCUACCAAAAGCAGCUGGGGGGUGGCUCAGCGCAUGUUGGAUGCCCAGCAACAGGUUUGCAAGCUGGUUCCCUCGGUUUUGUGUUUUAAUGAAGCGGAUGGGGCUCAAGGGGAGAGAUCCCUUGGCCAUCUCCCCACCCCGAGGGAACAAGAAGGGUAUGGCUUGAGUGUGGGGGUUCUUUGUUUUUCAACCCCUUAAGUCUCUGCCUCCUGGGAGUGUGUUGAAAUGGAAAUCAGUCCCAUUUUGUUGAAGCUGUUCAGAUGGGUUUUGCAGAUCAGUCAGCAGUUUGACGUUCAGGAGCAAAGUUCUCAGUUGAGCUGGCAUGAGUUCCUUGUAGACAGGCAAGAUUUGGUUCUCCCUCCCCAUAAUGGCAAGUUGUGGGGGUCAGACCAGUGAGGAAAAGAAGCAGUUCUGUCAUGUUCUUGAAAGCUCAGAUUAAUUUUCUCUAGUUCUUUAGUGGUUUGGGGGUGCACAGUUGUCUGUCUUCCUAGGGGCAGGAGUGGUCAGGGAGGAGGGUAUAGUCGGGCAAACCCCUGCUACCCUCAAAAUCCAGGGGUUCUCCCCCACCAGCUCUGUGGCAGUUUCUGAUGCAGUGACUGAUGAAUGAGUCUGUGGGUUAGUGGUGCUAAUUAAUUGGCAGGGGCAAGCUGGUGUCCAGGGAAAGGGGAAUCCAGUUGGUGGGUGUGAUCCUAGGAACAGAUUGCCUCCCCCAGUGGGGGUGGGGAGGGAAAGAGGGACUCCUAGACAUGAAUCCAAGUGGACCAGUCUUCUUGCGGGGGGGGGGGGUGGAAUGGGGGCGGGCCAGUGCUUGCUUUGCUAUGCUUGCAUUUACACAAACACUACAGGUGAGUGGGUGGAUUCCCCUGUCCUCCUGCCCACCCCCCAAACAAUUCUGGAGCCAGCCUUUGCAUUUGCUCUGACCCUCCCUUGGCUUUUAUGUAUAGCUUUAUUGUCACAGAAGUGAUGGGGAGGGGGACGACGAUGAGAUUGCCCCCUCCCCUCUUCGGCUUUUGAGAUUGAGGCAGCCCCAGGAUUUGUUUUUUUUUAAAGACAAAAACAGGCCAGGGCCCAUGCCUGUCUGUGUCCGAAGCAGUAGUGGCACAUCCUAACAAGCCACAGUGGCACCAAAGGAGGCGCAGCUGCCUCUGCUUCCUGGCAGCAGUUCAGAUGGCUCCUCUCUUUCUCCCUCUCCCCCUUGCUCUGCCCAGUAGCUGUGCUGUUCAUCAGGUGGAGCUGUACAGUUAACCUGAUGAAUGGCUAGCCUGCAGGCAGCACAGCUCUUGGACGGAGCAGGAGAGAGAGGAACUACCUGAGCUGCUGGGAAGCAGAGGCAGCUGCACCUCCUCUGGUGCCACCACGGUUCAAGAGAAGCGGGUACUGUUCGGGAGAGCACAAGCAGGGGCCCACGCCAAAGCCUUCCGUGCCAGCAUAUAUGCAGGUUCCUAAGGGCAUUCCACAAGGAUCAAAGUGGGAUACCAAGUUUGGCAGGCUUGGGCUUUGGUGGGGGAGAGGCUGGCAGCAUGCCUCCUGCCUCUGUGUCUGCUUGGCUUGUGCAUGUGUGUGCACGCCCCCUUGUGGUUAUGAAUGCUCCGUAUUGUGUCGUCCCAUGACAGGCGACACACACACACACACCCUCGCCUCUCCCCAAAGGCUGACCUCGGCAGGCUCUUAGGUACAGAAAACUCUUCCUCCCCCACCCUCGAGAACUGUUUUAAAAUAGAAAGGCCUUUUUUCCAAAGUAUAUACUGAACAGUAGCAUACAAAAAGGGGGGGGGGAGCCAACUGAAAGAACUAUUUCUAAAAAGUAGAGAAAGACAAGGUUCCUGUUUCAGAUAGAAAUGUUAUUUUAGAUACAUUUUAUUAUGAAUAACUUUUGUUAUGACAAUGGCUGGUAACCAUGAAUACGUUAUUUAAAAAAAAAAAACCUCACAAAACAUUUUACAAAAAAAAAAUCCAAAAUUCUGACUUUAGAUUGCUUUGUUGGACUCCUUUGCUGCUUUUUCCCUUCCAGUUUUUGCUUUGUAAAAGGCAUCGAGAAUUUAAGUAUUAGCCCUUUUUUUAUUAACCUCUAUGAUAAAGCUGUGCUUAUUUUGUAUUA